UCAAUUUCAUUAAUAAAAAACGGAAGAAUCCAUACAUAGGCAAACGUGCAAAGCACAAAAGUUUAUGCAUUUCUAUUUGAUUUUUGCGCGGGAGAAAGAUUUCGACUCUUAACGGUCAUCACAAAUCAUACGUGCACUGCCAUCAUCAUCAUGGUCAUCAUCCAUCUUCAAUUUCUGCUUAAAAGAAAAAAUAAAAUCUAUUAAGGAUCCAUUUGGUUACGUGCAUGAAUGGCAUUGAGAGAUCUUUUCCUUGUAACUGCUGUAAAUGGAGGAGGCAUAAAAUCUGUUAGUUUACAACUCUGUAACGCCAUCUUUUAAGCCGAGUCCUGUGCAUUUGGUUGGGGGAACUAGGAGCGUUGAUUUCCUUUCCAUGUAAUAUUCAUUUUCCUGAGUAAUAAUAAUUAGAGGACUCUAAAAGCCCCUUGUCUUGAUCCCCUCUUUUCUUCUCUGUCGCUCUGCGUGGAUCUCGAGAUCCUGUCCAGAUUAAAAAAAAAUCUGUUGGGUUUCACUCUUUGAUCGCUACACUUCUAACGGCUUGUUACCCACUUCAUUAAUUGCGAUUUAAGCAACUGGGUUGUCUUUUAAAAAAAAGAAAAAAACCAUGUUGAUUUUAUUUUGGUGGUGCCAGUGAUAAUUAGGCUGAGAGGUGCCUAUAGUCUUCGCCCCUUUUAAAAUCAUAUGUCUCCUUCAGACAGUUUUUGUAGGUCUGCAAUGCACUUUUUCCUUCUUUUUCAUGGCAGAGUUUUGUCAAUGCAGUUGGAGAUGGGGGUUUUGUUUGAUGGGGUGAAGAUUUUUGGAUACCCACUUGGGUUCAAACGUUCCAUAAGGCUCAAAGGAUCUCUGUAGUCUUAGAGCAGCCGCUUGCCCUCUUAGGGUGUUAAGGUUCCCCAAAGUUUUAGGCCUUGUAUCUUUUAGGUGCAGGGAACUAUUUCUGGUUUUGCGUUAUUUCUGUAUUUUUUGGGGACUUGUUGAAGAGGAAGUGAUGGCGUCUGUUGUGGAGCCAGUGGCGCAAACCUCCACAGCUGGUUGCUUGGCAAAAUCUCGUGAUGUUUUCAGCCUGUCAUAUUCUGGCAAGAAGAAAGAAGUCACAGAUGCUCCAUCCUCAGCUCCUAAAACUAAUACAGCAUUUUAUUCUUUCAAGAGGCCUGUAGAAAACUUCUCAACUCCAAAUAUCGAUGGUGCUGUUGACAGCUCUACAGCUCUGAAUAUUGAUGGACAUGUUGACAGGGCAAAAUCCCUCUCUGGUAGCAUCAAUUCUGAAUCUACUAAUGGUAGUGAGGCUAUUCAAGAUAAUGGACCUUCGACACCGAUGCGCUACCUGGCAAAGCCAAAGCACGUUGAGACUCCAGACUCUGCUAUUUCUCUUCCGGCCCUUUCACUAGCAACAGUUUCAUGCUAUGUAGACAAGGAGAUGGUCAAACAGGCAAAUGCCGAAUUCAAUAAAGUAGAUUCACCUUUUGGCUGUUUGGGAAAGUUUGACAAAGAACCACAGUCAAUUAUUAAGUCAGGCUCCUCUAAUGUCCAAGGGGUUCUGGGCAAUACAUCUGAGAUAUCAAAGUUAACUGGCUCUGAAAUUCAGCAAACAAAUUUGAACAUACAUAUGCCUGGUUUAACCCAGUCCCAUAUUCCUCAGUCUUGUAACUCUGUCAAUUCUGCAUUUAGCCAGCAGUCAUCCACCAUCAUACCAGGAAAAGUAAACCCAAUUAAAUCUUCUGUUUCCAAUACGAAUAGUAAGCAGCAGAUCAUGUUCAAUAAUGGUCAACAGGGUCCUGAAAGCACCAAGUAUCCACAAGUGAUUCCUUUGUCAGUAAAUGGAGUGCAACUUAACUUGAGUCAGGGUCUGCAGUGUGAAGAUACAUUUCAAGGAAGUGCAGCAAGACAGAAGCUUAGGACUCCUUGCAUUUCUAACCAGUUUUCUUACCCCAUUGCUAAUGGACGACAAUUGGAGGUAAACUAUAUGCCUCUGCUUCAGACUCCUUUGAUGGCAACAAGCCUUGGUGGCCAACAGGCACUGACCGCUGAAAACAACAUAUCCCACAGCAGCAAAAAUAAUCAACCUUUUGUGAAGAAACGGAAGUUGGCUUCACAAAAACCUCAAGUAGGAGAGUCAUCUGUAGGACUGAAUCAGUGUGCUUUGGAGGUUAGACAGAGGGCAGCAAAUGUUGAGAAUCAUCACUAUGAAGUAGGAGGGAAACAUCAGAAAGGGCAAGUAAAGCAGUUUCAAUCACCAAAUGAUAAGGUUGAAAAUGCCAAAUCGGUAAAUGGGUUUGGCGGUUUGCCCAGUGUUAAUGGAGUUGGAAAUAUCAGGCAUUUAGUAGAGCCUGUGACAAUGAAAACAAAUGGUGGUACAACAAAUUCAUCAUUUACUUGUGGUCCUUUAGGGUCUAAUGUGCACAACACCAGUCCUUCAGAGGCAGGAAAAACACCUUCAACCUUGUCCUUAGAAGCAACAAAAUCUGAGACUGUUUCAAAUCAACCAAGAGGAAAUACUGAGGGACAGUCUUUGGAUGUUCAAUCCCAUCCUCUUGGUUUAAGACUUCUCACAUUUCCGGCAUAUGCCCCAAUGCCAGCAGCUGUGUCAACCUUUUCGUCUGGGGGCCCUUCGCUUCCUCAGUACAUUAAUCAACAAGGUAAUGGUGAAGAUUCUUAUCCAGGGAAGAGACAGAACCCAAAAAGAACUUCACCAGAUUUAGAAUGGGGCAAGUUUCUGGCCCUGUCUGCUACACCAGAUACUUCUGCUGAGGUAGAAGAGACACAGACUGAAACUCUUCUUCCUUAUCAGAAGCGUUUCAUGCGACUGCAAGCUUAUCUAAAGCAAUGCGAUGAACCAAAUCAGAAGUACCUUAAAAGCCUUCGGACUUUGUCUGCUGCUGCUCGCAGUGGACAUGCAGUUGAACUGGAAACCAGAGCCAUCAUGCUUUCUCUGGAAGAAGGUAAAGAGAUACAUAGGAUGAAAAUUCUGAAUGUUUUUGCAAAGAAUUUAUCAAAUGAAGGAGAUGCAUCUCUCUAUGACGGAGCCUAAAUUUGUAGCCAAUCCUUUAUAAUGUUGGAAGCUCCUAGAGCAUCUUUGACUUACAUAACUGGAUCAGUAAUUAUGGAUUGCAUCUUUGACUUACAUAACUGGAUUAGUAAUUGUGGAUGACAGCAUAGAAACAACACAAUAAAAUUGGCCUUCAACAUUUUUCAUCAUUUGCCUUGGCUGAUUUGAUAUCUCACAUACAUGUGGAAAGGUGGGAUCCACGAGGCCUCUUUUGUAUGUGGAUGCACGCUAAAGCUUCUCCAAAUGACAUAGUAAUGACGAGUAAUUUCUUAUGCCAGAAAUCAAAUAAUCAGCAAAUACUGAUUAUUUGGCAUUUUUGUUGCUUGUGCACUGAUAUCUAAACUGAGCAUCCGAUCCGGGGAAUGUUCUGAUAUCUUGCUGAGUUUCCUAACUGAUACUAAAUUGGGAAUCAUUGAUAUUUUGAUAAGCUUCCUAUAUUACUCAAGAAAUAUGCCAUUUUACACCUGUCUCCCAGGUAGGGGAUAUCUGUAGACUUCUCAUAUGUUGAAGUUGUCAUCUGUAAUAAUUAAUUGACUCUUACUCGGGUAUUUUGAAGCGUCCAAUUUAGUUGGUAAUGGUUUCAACUGUUGUCGAUGAUCUGCUGAUAGCUUUCAUGGUUUUAUCAAAUGGCUUGUAAUGCAGGGGCUUUAUCAAUACUAAAACUUCGGCAGAUCAGAAUA
Cryptomeria japonica (Japanese cedar) is the source of this 3720-nucleotide messenger RNA. RefSeq lists its product as uncharacterized. Bases 983 to 3022 code for a protein of 679 amino acids. The transcript is spliced from 5 exons. Lineage: Eukaryota; Viridiplantae; Streptophyta; Pinopsida; Cupressales; Cupressaceae. The record is from RefSeq and is a predicted model, not a curated record.